This is a messenger RNA of Danaus plexippus (monarch butterfly), 1147 nucleotides long. RefSeq lists its product as uncharacterized. Lineage: Eukaryota; Metazoa; Arthropoda; Insecta; Lepidoptera; Nymphalidae. The record is from RefSeq and is a predicted model, not a curated record. Bases 130 to 774 code for a protein of 214 amino acids. The transcript is spliced from 4 exons.
GAGUAUAAAUCAUUUCAAAUCAUAUUUGAAAUUGUCCGUGGCAAGAUAUAACGUGACCAUUUAUUACAAUAUAUUUAGUUUUUUGUGAAUUCUGUUUUCUUUAUUUAUUGUGUUAUAUUAUUAACAAAUAUGGCUAAAAAUUUUAGCAGUAUGUUAUUUUUAUUUACAUUUUUGGUUAUGGUAAAUGAAAAUUUUAGUUUUCCGGGACAUAUACCGAUAAUCAGUUUUGUGCCAAAUAGUCUGAACUAUUUUACUCAUCGAAUAAAUUUAAUACAACCAGUACAUGGAGUACGCAAAAUUUUGUUUCCAGAAAUUAAUGGAGUAAAACGAAUACCUUUACGACCUUAUGAAGGUCAAUAUAUGGCCAAACAAAAUCUUCCAUCACUUGUCCCAAAUAUGACAAAUAAUAUCACAGAAUUUAGUCUUAAUAUAACAAAAGAAAACGAAAAUUUCAAUCAGAGCAACCGAUCUUUUAAUAAUGAUUCUAACAUCCAAAACAAGGAAAUAGAUAAAAAGUGGAAUUUGUUUUUCGAUCAGUAUUUUAAGAAUCAAACUAUUAAAUCUAAGACUGCCAGCAUUAAAAAUACGGAAAUUCAUACAAUUCCUGAGGAUAUUUUUGAGGCAAAAUAUACAGAAAACUCAGAAGAGACAAGUGAAUUUGUUACCACUACAGACACAACUGACACAACUCCUUAUGAUAGCGAGACAACAACUGAGGAUGAUCUUCUGAGAAAUGGCUUACCUCCUGAAGUUAUAUCAUCGCUUUUGGGAUAGAAAUCAUUCUUCAUCUUGUGCUCGACAUUGAACAUAACAUAUCUCGGUGUCCAGAAAUACCUUGAAAAAUUCUGAAACAUCUUUGAGAUUGUACAUCCAGACACUAUUCAACAGAUUCCCGUUCAGGUCAAAAUCUUGGUACAAUAAACUAGUUACUUCCUUGAUAUUUGUCCGUGAUCUCAAUCCUGACCCACUAUUUAAGAUCAACACGGAUUUACGUUUUAUGGGUAGAAUUAAUUUACUUGUAUUAUAAGUUGAGUUAAAAGGUAAUCUGAAAAAUGUAAAAAUUACUUUGUCAUAAUUCAAAUAUAAAGACAAAAUUAAUUUUCCAAAGAAACCAUUAAAUUUAAAUAAAUUAUUGUUUGAAAUAUCA